UAGAUAAAUAUAAAAGUGUGACUCGAGUUUUUAUAUUGCAACAAUCUUAAAUUAAAUCAUGUCAACUGUGGACGCAACACGAGCUGUAAACGAUGGCGCCGACAGCACAACGAAGGAUCAACCCAUAUUUCAGGAGAUUAGCGCCGAUCAAGCAGUAGAAGUGGUCGAAAUUGAAUCCGCAUGUAUGAACUGCUUUCAAACUGGCACCACACGUUUGCUGCCCACCAAAAUACCAUUCUUCCGCGAAGUGGUCCUAAUGUCAUUCAAGUGUGAGCACUGUGGCUAUACGAACAAUGAAAUGCAAUCUGCCUCGGAAAUACAAAAAAACGGCGUGCGCAUUGAGCUGCAAGUACAAAAAUCUGCAGAUCUAAAUCGCCGUGUUGUGCGCUCGGAUAACUCAAGCAUAAGCAUACCGGAGGUAGAGCUAGAGAUACCAGUACAGUCGCAGAAGGGCGAGGUGACCACCGUCGAGGGUAUAAUUGAGCGCACAAUAACUGGCUUGUCCCAGGACCAGGAGAAACGUCGCAUUGAUCAUCCAUCUGAAGCAGCAUCCAUAGAUGCAUAUAUAGAUCGCUUGCGUCAGCUAAAAGAGCUAUCAACGCCAUUCCGUGUGCUGCUGGAAGACAUAUCGGGCAAUAGUUUUAUUGAAAAUCUGCUUGCACCAGCCAGCGAUCCUCAGCUAAAGACAUCCCACUUUACGCGCACGAAAGAGCAAAACGAGAUGCUAGGUCUAUAUGAGCAGAACCAUGAGGAGCAGCAUCUGCUGAAGCCCAUAGCCGAAGAUGAGUGGCCACUUGAGAAUCUGCAAGGCGAAGUGCUACAGUUUGCCACAAACUGUCCAGAGUGUCAGGCGCCAUGCGAGACAAACAUGAAACUAACAAACAUACCGCAUUUCAAGGAGGUUGUGAUAAUGGCCACCGUUUGCGAGAAAUGUGGCCAUAAGACUAAUGAGGUCAAGUCCGGCGGUGGCAUUGAGCCGCAGGGCGUUAGAUUCAAGGUGCGCAUUGUUGACAAGGAGGAUCUAACGCGUGAUGUGCUCAAGUCAGAAACUUGUAGCUUGGCCAUACCUGAACUGGAUCUGGAUGUGGGCCCGCAUGCGCUUUGCGGUCGUUUUACCACUGUGGAGGGUCUACUGGUGGCCAUGCGUGAUCAAAUAGACUGCACGCUGUUUCACGACUCUGCGGACGACGGCUCCAAGCAGAAGAUGGAUACUUUUUUGCAAACAUUUGAGGAUGUACUAAAACUACAGCGAGUUAUUACACUGGUACUUGAGGACCCGGCUGGAAAUACAUAUGUGCAAUCGCUUAGCGACAAUGAUGAGCCGGAUGAAAAGCUUACUGUGGAAAGAUAUGAUCGCAGUUUUGAGGACAACGAAGAUCUGGGUCUAAACGAUAUGAAAACAGAAAACUAUGAGCAAAAUGCCUCAUAGUCUUCUAUGCACUGUGAACUACUAAUCAAUUUGCAUUUACUAAACAGAAUUUAAAACGAAA
Molecule: messenger RNA, 1490 nt
Organism: Drosophila busckii
Lineage: Eukaryota; Metazoa; Arthropoda; Insecta; Diptera; Drosophilidae
Gene: Zpr1
Product: zinc finger protein ZPR1
Exons: 2
Coding region: 59-1429 (456 amino acids)
Cellular component (GO): nucleus; cytoplasm
Molecular function (GO): zinc ion binding
Source: RefSeq, a predicted model, not a curated record